Molecule: messenger RNA, 2477 nt
Organism: Gossypium arboreum
Lineage: Eukaryota; Viridiplantae; Streptophyta; Magnoliopsida; Malvales; Malvaceae
Product: cation/H(+) antiporter 4-like
Exons: 3
Coding region: 96-2477 (793 amino acids)
Biological process (GO): regulation of pH; proton transmembrane transport
Cellular component (GO): endomembrane system; membrane
Molecular function (GO): antiporter activity
Source: RefSeq, a predicted model, not a curated record
CAGAAGAGAAAAUUCUAUGAAAAGCAUUCAGCCUUUGCACAAUUCUUUCCCUUACAUCCCAUCCUGUCAAUACCCCACAACCGACGGUAGAAGCUAUGGGUGACGCACCACCAACGUAUCUUCCUUACGGAAACAACACGCUCGAAGUUUGUUUUUCGGGCGAGGUAAACUCAGCGGGUAUAUGGGAAAACCUGUCGUAUCCCUCCGUGUUCCUCUCCUAUCCAUUGCCGCGUCUCGAGUUACAAAUCUUAUUGACAUUUUUGUGUAGUCAUUUCAUUUAUCUUAUCGUCAAGCCACUUGGAAUUACAUUCUUUGCCACUCAAAUGCUUGCCGGUUUGUUGUUGGGGCAUACAGUAUUGGGAAAACUAGACACAGUCAACGAAUUGUUGUUUUCUCAGCGAUCAGGCAUUGAAAUCAUUGAUACCACGGGGCUUUUCGGUUUCGUCAUGUUUAUGUUCUUAAUGGGAGUGAAAAUGGAUUUGACGGUAGCGUUUAGGUCGACAAAGAGAGCCGCGGUGAUAGGUUUUAUAUCCAUUUUAGCACCUAUAACCGUCGGUUUAAUCAUUUUCGAGGCCUUCAAAAAGCCUGAACAAAGCAAGGAGGUAAACUUGGAACGUUUACUCGGAACAACCAUUGAAUCGUUGACAUCUUUUUCUGUCAUCGCUUGCCUCCUCAGCGAACUCAAUAUCCUAAACUCCGAGCUCGGACGAUUGGCUCUAUCAGCGUCGGCCAUCGCAGACGUGGGCACCUUGAUCCUCGUCUUUAUCUUUUCGUCCAUGGCAAAAUGGGCCAUUGCACCAUCAGUAGCCGCAGUUAACACGGCAGGAUCCAUUGCUUUUGUGGUUAUCCUCUUCUUCGUGUGCCGUCCGGUGAUGUUUUGGGUAAUAAAGACGACACCCGACGGAAAACCGAUUAAGGAAGUGUACAUUAUGUUCAUAGUAAUGAUGGCUAUAGGGUCUAGUAUAUUCACUCAUUUCUUCAGCGAUUCACCAUUAAUCGGUGCUUUCGUCUUUGGCUUAUCCGUUCCCGACGGUCCGCCAUUAGGUUCUGCCUUGGUAGACAAGCUUGAAUGCUUUGUCAAUGGUGUUUUUCUCGCAGUCUUCACAACCACAUCAACAAUGCGAGUCGAUGUGAAAUCGAUGAUGGAGAAUCGAUCUACAUUCCUAUUUAGUAUCAUUUUUGUUUGUGUAACGUUCCUUGCAAAAGUUAUAUCAUGUUUUAUAGCCACAUUUUGGAGCUUAAUGCCCUUAAAGGACUCAUUGGCAUUUGCUUUAAUCAUGAGCAGCAAAGGGAUUGUGGAAUUAUCAUAUUUUUGCAGUUUCAUAGAUAAUAAGAUUAUGUCCACAGCAACUUUUAGUGUCUUGGUACUCGGUAUCCUUGUAAAUUCAACUAUAGUCCCAGUCUUGGUGAAGUUGCUUUACGACCCGGAUUCGAGAAGAUAUGCAGGGUAUGAAAAACGAACCUUAAUGCACUUAAAACCCGAUUCCGAGAUUCGGGUUCUUGCAUGCACUCAUAGAUCCGAAAACGUCUCCACCAUCAUCGAGUUGCUUGACCUUACAUGUCCUACGAAGGAGAGUCCUCAAGUUGUUUUUGCCCUUCAUAUUGUUGAACUAAAAGGACGUGAUUCUCCUGUGUUUAUAGCUCACCAAAAGAAUGAAAACAGUGCCCUAAGUUCUUUAGAAAACAUCUUUGCUUACAAUCAAUACGAACAGAACAAUUGGGAUUCCGUUACAGUUUAUGCUUUCACGGCAAUCUCGCCGCCUAAGCUCAUGCACGAAGAUAUCUGUACUAUGGCACUCAACAAGCAAACGUCUUUUAUAAUCCUUCCCUUCCAUAGGAAAUUCUCCACUGACGGAUCAGUCGAAGACGAAAACAGUAUGAUGCGGAACGUGAAUUGUAGUGUCCUGGACCGAGCACCGUGCUCGGUAGGGAUCCUCAUUGACCGCGGGGUAGACGAUAGGGGAAAGAAGACAUUGAAGACAUCAUCAAGGAUGCCAACCUGCUCAAUCGGGAUGCUUUUCAUAGGCGGGAAAGACGAUCGGGAGGCUUUAACGUUAGCCAAAAGGAUGGCACGUGACCCUCAAGUGAAUCUGACCGUAAUCCGUCUCAUUGCUGAUCAUCAUUAUUCCGGAAAUAUCAUGGACUGGGACGGCAUACUCGAUUCCGAGGUUUUGAAAGAUGUUAAGCAAAAAAAUGAAGUUGGUAACAGUUGCAACAUAAUGUAUGCGGAGGAAGUUUCCAACGACGGGCCACAAGCCGCGGGGGUCAUUAGAUCGAUCGUGAACAACUACGAUUUGAUCAUCGUCGGUAGGCGAUACAAGGUGGAAUCGGUACAAACGAUGGGUUUAGCGGAAUGGUGUGAAUUCCCUGAAUUAGGGGUGGUCGGAGAUCUACUUGUAUCAACGGAUUUAGAUAGCAGUGUAUCUGUAUUAGUUGUGCAACAACAAUAUUAUGUAGAGCUAGGUAGAGCUAGGUAG